UCUUCCACCUCCAUUAACUUGAUUUCGUUCGCGUUUCUGAGCUGAGGAAGAUAGAAGAAAAUUAGAAAAUUUUUUUUGCAAUAUUUAUAGUGAGUAGUGGUGAUUUAGUAAUAAUUAGCAAGCGAUUUUAAAUCAAUUGGUUAUCCAACUGAAAUUGCAAUUUUCCAAAGGAAAUAUUCAACUUCCUGAGCGGCCGAAAAAAUUUCACUACGCGACUCCCAUUUUCGUUUAGGGUCGUGCCUCGCGUAUUAAAUGCAUGUGCGAGAAAGAAAACGCCAUAGCUUGCACUCGCAAUUAGCUCGUGUGCGUGUGAACGAGAGGACAGGUGUUGAGUUUUUUUUCGUUUUUGUGUGAAUUGAAGAAAAUUUUGAGCGAAGAAAUUAAUAAUGAGAUAAUCUUUGUAUUUAUCCAAAUAUCCUACACGAAGUGAAAGAAAAGCCAAACAAAUUGAUAAUUGUUUAUAUAAUUAAUAGAAUUUUACAUUAAUGCGUUGAAGAAGUGCGUGCUAUGUGGUUAAAUAUCGAUAAGUCGCAACAGCUGAUGCACUGGUGCGUUUAAUCUUCGGUGGCAAACCCCCACGCCGGUGGGCUAAUACGCCAGCUAGCUAGCACUAAAUCACCAGAGAGUGAUUCACAAGUUUUAAGCAGGCGUAGCACCUUUCCAAAACAGCAUUAACUUACGCUAGUACAUAAAUGUGGAAUUUGUUGUUGAAAUUUUGUGUGUCUAUGAUUGGUGUGAAAGAAAGUUUCGUUUAGGAAGGCUUUUCUGCUUUCUUUUUGUUGCAUGAUUCGAAGGAUUGAUUGCUGUUGUCUGCUAGUGGAAUACACCGUGCUCGUGGUUGAGCGAAAGACGACAUUGCGGCGUCGACGAGACCACGGCCUAUACCAGGAUCAAGACGACAACGACUACCACAGAUUGGUUUCUAAACGAGCUGCGGCUGGUCAAUUGGAAAACACUUAAACAGUGUGAUCUGGAUAUAAUUGAAUGAUGGAUGCUGGCCAGCAAGAAACUAGACAGGCACAUCAACGUGCUUCCGUGAAGUGGCUUCUCGCAAAAGCGUUCAACAAUAAUGUUCCCGACAAUUUGCGUGAACCCUUCUAUACUGAUCAUGAUAAUCAGGAACGCUUAAAGCCGCAAAUUGUUGUGGAAAUGGGAAAUGCAACGCUUUACUGCCAAACAUUAUCCAAUAUAUACUCGGAUCCGAACUAUCAAAGUCUGAAUCAUUGGUCCAUAUUGCAGACAUUGUCACGUAAGGGUGUGCCAGCUGCUGAGUCACCAGAGAUGCCAUUAACCGAAACGGUGUUGAUACAAACAAAUCCUUUGAGGAUAAACGCCCACAUGUCCGUGAUUCAAUCACUAAUGACUUUGUAUGCAAAAGAAAUAACUUCAGGCGAUCGCAUAGCAAGAGCCAUUGGAAGAAUUACGGCUAAUAAUGGCCAACAAACUCUACCACAUGAUCAACCAUUUGAUCAGCUGUUGCUGCUGUGGAUUUCACAUGCGUGUUCUUCGCUGAAGAAACGCAUCGCCAGAGAGGUAGAAUUGGGCGCAACAGACGAAAAUGGUGUACGGCUGCAAGUGCCCAACAUUCCGUCAGUGCAUGAUUAUCAAAGUUUAUGUGAUGGCGUUUGUUUAGCUCUAUUUGUAUCAUAUUAUUGUCCAAAAGCGCUACCAUGGACACUUGUACGUAUUAAUUAUUUGCCAGCCGUUGAGGAUUCCAUACACAAUGUGUCUUUAGUCAGCAAUUUUUGUCAAAACCAUUUGCCAUAUAAUGUGUUCCAUAUGAAUCCUGAAGAUGUCACCUACAUGCGAAAUUCAAUGAAGCUGAAUUUGGUGGUAUUAUUGUCCGAUUUAUUUCUUCUGUUCGAAAUACAUCCGGCGAAAUGUGUUUGUUAUCCAGGCAUGGAUGCACCAGAGGUCAUCAGUAAACGUAACUUUGGCGUUAAUGCUCAUGGAAUAUGUCAUCGCAGGGGUCUUACAACGCAGCCAGUUAUACCAAUUCCUGAUCUGAGAAGCGAUUCAGACUCGAUUUAUGGCUCGCCAACAAAUCGACCUCCAUUUCAAGUUUCUUAUACGGCCACAACAAAUGUAGUGUACGGCAAUAAUUUUUCGCCAAGAAAUGAACAAAUGCAAAAUGCGGGGGUGAGAAAUUCAGAGAACGAAGCUUUUGUUGUUCAUAAGUCACGUGGCGUCACAACCCUAUCGUCGUUGCACUCACAGCAACAACAGCACCAACAGCAACAGGAGCCAUUGGUUCCCGCACGUUUACGUCAAUCGAAAGAAAAAUCAAAUAUCGAGACAAAGGCUGAUGAAAGAGGUGAAUACGUACCAGCAGGCAGACCUAGCAAUUGGGAGCAAAAUCGGCGUCCUAGCUUUGCAGGACGCCGCUCGCGCAGAAAUUCAUCCAGCGAAGAUUCUCAACUGACUAUUGAGAAUUUCGGCGGCUCUCAAGAUCAAUUGAACGCUGUGGGCCGUUUUGAGCGUGAACGUGAACGCGAGCGGGAUCGGGAGCGCAAGCUCUCAAAUGUUAGUGUUGAACCUGCGGUAGCUGUGCGCUCGUCCAUUGCAGAUGCACGCGGCACGCUGCAACUUGGCUAUGACACCGAUUCUGGUUCAGAGAAGCAGGAUCGUGAGACCGAGAAAUUUUUAAUGAAGCGGCAUGCAAGCACUGAUAAUGUCAACAUAAAUGCAUCCAAUACUCAACUGAAUAGCAUUGUAAGCACGGUGAGCAGUCCAAUGCCAUCGACACGCAGGCAGCAUAACAUUGAAAAAGACAAUCUGGAAGAGCAGCUGCAGCAGCAGCAGCAGCAGCAGCAGCAGCAAUAUGCUGAGCACAAAGACAGCAGCACGAAUGAUUAUGAACACACGCUAACCAGGCGUUCAACGCAAAGUACGGGUGCGAGCAAAGUAGAGGCUUGGAAUAAUAGUAAAAUGGAUCCCUAUGAUGAUGAUUUACGUACGCUUGAGAAUGCCUCCAAAUUGUCCAAUAUACGCAUGAAACUCGAAGAGAAACGCUUGCGCAUCGAACAGGACAAGCGACGUGUCGAAAUGGCGUUGCUACGUCACCAGGAGAAGCUCGCACGCGAGGAUUUGGAUGCCUCGUCGGAUGUGCUGAAAUGGGAAACAUUAAGUAACGAUUCAAAUCGUACACCAGAUCUUGAUCCGCUCGACUUGGAUAAGUAUCAGCAAAGUCUGGCUAUUAUGAAUAUGAAUUUGCAGGAUAUUCAACAGGAUAUACAAAAGCUAACAGUCCAACAAAACCAAAUACAAGCACAACAAUUGCAAGCGCAACAACUGAUGCACGCACAGCAUAUGGCGAACAUGUUGAAUCAGCAACCCUACGGCUCUCAGCAGCAUCUCAGCGACAAUUUCAAUCAAAUGCCAAUGCAGCAGCACAAUUUCGGCUCAACACCGCACCUUGCACAUUCCUCAUUCAAUCCGCAUGCCAAUCUCUACAAUUCACGUCCGCCCAGUCGUGAUCCCUACCAACAACAAAUGCCAUCAAUGCCAAUGCAAUACAUCAACGAACAUGGUCAAUAUGUGCCUCAGCAACAGCAGCAACAAAUGCCACCAAUGAUGCAGCAACAACAACACUACAUGCAACCACAAAAAGUGUACGCCGAUAAUAUGGUUCCUUACAAUAACCACGUCUACGGUGGUCCACCCGGCCCGCCACAAUAUGCGCCGCACCAUAAUCAAACACCUCCACAAUAUAUGAAUCGCGCUAGUAUGUAUGAUGAUUACGGACGUGAUCCCAGUUCACCACAACCGAAUCCCAUGUAUCCACAUGAAAUGUCACCACAACCUUCGCAGCCGCAACGACGCACCUGGAAUCAAUCAGUAUACGAACAACAGCAGCAGCAACAGCAACAACAGCAGUACCAGCAACCGCAGGCGCCAUUGGUGGAUGUGAAUGCUUGGCAGCAGCAGAAGCAGCGUUCCUGCUUACCGAUGGAGGGCAAUUACACCUGGAAAAAAUCCAAUCAAAUGCAGAAUAAUGGUGGACGCGAGGGUUUCGUAUUGCAUCAAAAUGACGGUGGUGGUGAGUUCCAACAUCUCUUCCGCUCCUCACCACAGCAUAUGCAACACAACAGCGAUGGUGGCGGCGGUAUCGGCGGCUUGCAGCGUCAACAUUCUGUAAGUAAUAUGCCAAUGGCAACGAAACAAGUGGCAACGACAGCGGCGUCUUCCUCCAAUUCGUCGGGUGGACAGCAGUUAUCCGACGAUAUGAUGGCACCGCAGAGUAUAUGUUUUAUCGGCGAUGAGGACGAUGUUGAGGAGCUAGAGCGUAACAUUAUCGAAUCCAUGCAGAAUACGCGAAUAUCUGAUUAUGCACACCAACAGCAACAACAGCAUUACCAACAACACGGUAGUGAUGGCAGCUACGAUGGUGGCAACGAGGUACUUGCGCAAAAGCUACACAUAACGAGCGGCAAUCUCACGUACCGCAUCCCUUCGCCGUCCAGACCCGCUGUAAAUGCCAAUAGUUUUCAGGUAACGAAAAUGGAUCCUCGUGAUGCGAAAACCGAAAAAGGCUUUUACAUAUCCUUCGAUGACAACCAACCCAAGCGUCCCAAGCCGCCCUUGCGUGCGAAACGUUCGCCAAAGAAGGAGAAAAGCAUGGAUAGCACCGACCAUCAGGUGGUCACCAGAAUGGAGCCACUCAAUCGUUCGCACAGCAUUAGCGAAGACAACAAUCCGACCUACAAUGGCGGUUCGAUGCAUGGCGGCGGUGGCGGCAGUGGCAGCGGACGGCAAUACGCUGGUAGUAAUUUGAAUGCGUUUAAGAAUGGCAACAACAUGAGCGAAAUUAAUACGGCUACAUACAAUAAAUACACGGAUGCGCCAAUACAGAUACGCCAUGAAGAACUCAAUAGCCAAAAAGCGUCAGCGCAGCCACGCUCGCCAGUGCACCAAUUUAGUGCGGCAGCGACAGCGGCAGCGGCGGCGUUGUCGUCCUCACCCACACGCAGCCAACAGAAUGCGAAUAUCGCGGGCGGCAGCAGCAGCCAGGCACAGGCGUUAGUGAUUGGCACCGAUGUGACCAACUUGGAUCGCGAAUCUAUCGAUGAAAUGGAGCGCCGCAAGGAGAAAAUUAUGCUGCAAUCAUUGCAGCGCCGCCAGCAGCAAGAAGAAGCAAAGGCGCGCAAAGAAAUCGAGGCGGCACGUAAACGCGAACUGGAGCGAGAAAAGGAAGAAGAGAAGGCGCGCAAAAAGGAAGAACAAAUGGCGCGACGAGCAGCAAUUUUAGAACAACAUCGCCUGAAGAAGGCCAUCGAGGAGGCCGAGCGAGAGGGCAAAGUACUCGAUCGCACUGACCUAACAAUGAAGCAGACAACACACAAUACAACAACGCCGCGUUUGCGACAGACGCGCAUUACGCGUCCACGUCCCAAGACCAUACACGUCGAUGAUGGUUCCGUGGAUUUGAGCGAGGCAUCGAGUAUUUCUAGUCGUAGUAAAAAAGGUUCUAGUACCAAUCUGACAGCCUAUGGUACGUUGAGCAAUUCCAACACCCUGAGACGUGAUUUAUAUAGAGGCUCGCACGAUUCUCUAACUGUGAAAGAAUCACCUGAUGAAUACCCAAGCACAAGUUCAACUCCGAUUGGGCGCAGGGGAUCAUAUAAGGCAUCAAGAGAACCAACCGUCGAUCGAGGUCGCUCACGUAUAUCUGUAGCUAAAGGAAGUAGCCUUAAUUUCCGUGGUCGCAAGUCCAAUUCGCUAAUGAAUCUGUGUGAUUCGGGAUUGGGUCGUGCCACUCCGCCACGUCGUGCGCCAUCACCUGGCAUGGCUUCAGGCAGGCAUAUGCCAUCGCCAUCUGGACCAGGCUCACUGCCACCAGGUUUGAUAACGAAACGACGCGGUUUCGAUGAUGGAUCGGGCUUACUCUCAACCAAUCUUGGCUCAAUGGAAUAUUCGGGUCCGAAACUCUACAAGCAACCAGCCGCCAAAUCCAAUCGUGGCAUCAUAUUGAAUGCCGUGGAAUAUUGUGUAUUCCCGGGUGCGGUGAAUCGUGAGGCCAAACAGAAAGUACUGGAAAAGAUUGCACGAUCCGAAGCGAAACAUUUUCUUGUGCUCUUCCGCGAUGCCGGCUGCCAAUUCCGUGCAUUGUACAGUUACGCACCCGAAACGGAUCAAGUAGCCAAAUUGUACGGUACAGGACCUAGUCAAGUGGAUGAAGUCAUGUUUGAUAAAUUCUUUAAGUAUAACUCAGGCGGCAAAUGCUUCUCACAAGUCCAUACAAAACAUCUAACGGUCACCAUCGAUGCAUUUACGAUUCACAAUUCGCUGUGGCAGGGCAAAAAAGUGCAGUUACCUAGUAAAAAAGAUAUGGCGCUUGUUAUCUAAAGUGAGUGUGUAUAUAUGCCAAAGGCAACGACGUCGUCUCGCCACCCCACUCAUGGCAAAAUGUGCGCAUGCAUUGGAAUUCAGAGCAAAGGAAUUGCAAAGUGUUGCAAGCAUCAGCAGUCAAGCAAGCAAAGCAUGCAAAACUUCAUCGUCGUAGUCAUCGUAGGCAUGGCCAGCGCCAGCGUUGUGACCGCACUGAUUAAUGUAGAUGUAAAUUGUUGGUUUGAAAGUUAUAAAUGCAUAUAAUACAUACUUAUAUAUAAAAAUACUUAUAUAAUUGAUGAAAAAGUUUGGUGGUGUGUUGCGCAUAUGCAAGGCUAAAAACGAGCAACAAAGAGAAACUAGGAGCUUAAAAGAAAGCAAAAAAAAAUAUAUAUACUUCUAACUAACAUUUACUAACUGUUAAGUUGAAAACACUUGCAGCGCAGUAAAGUUACGCAAAACGAGAGAGGGAAAGUGUGAAAGCUGUAUAAGCAAAAGCCAAUGUGUAGUUGAGAAAGCUAAAGCUAAAGCUGGAGCAACGCUAAAAGAUAUACAUACACAUACCCACAGGGAUAAAUAAGGAUAUUCAUAUAUACAUACACAUUUAUGUAUAUAAGCAUAUAUCCAUAUAUACUUGCAUAUAUACACAUACAUACUUAUAAAACAUUAUCUUUUGUAAGCAUACUUAUAAAUCAAAAAUUAUUUAAAAAUAAUCAUAUGUUCGCAAGUACGUAGUCAUCGUGUAUUGUGUAACACUUCUCUUGUCAAAGUUAUAUACUUCUUUUGCUCUUUAGCAUACAUAUACAUACUUGUAUACUAAAUACCACAUUUUACAUUCUAUUUUCUUUUUAUGCAACAACAAGCUAAAAACAAAGCAAGUGCGAAAACUAAUAGUAUUCACUGUAAACUUAUUUAAGUGAACCCUUUUUUUAAUAAUUAAUACUAUUUUAUUUUAAUUUUUUUUUUUAUAGAAUGAAUAUUUCAUAGAAAUAAUUUUGUAGAAAUAUUUAAUGGGUAUACAUAAAGGUAUACAUAAACUAAAUCUAAAAAAAAAAAAUAUAUGCAAAGUGAAGGUAUGACUUGAAGAGCAUAAUGAAUAAAUAAAAAAUAAAUAAAUGCAAGAUACGUACAUACAUACAUACAUAUGUAUAUGAUAAUGUUGGUGAUAAUGAUGAUGAUGUUCAUGCGCGCGUGCGUCAACAACCAAAUGGCAGAGAAGACGAAAUUAUUUAAAAAGUUAUGAAUUCGCAAGACAAAGUCCAAAAGUACAGUAUCAAGUAUAAAUUUUUCCUAAAAAAAAAACAAAAAUUCUUAUAUAUCUAAGUUUAAAAAGCAUUUGAGUUGGAGUUCAUUAGCAAAGCCAAUAAAAUAGAUUAUGCUGUUCAUUUUUGAGGUUAUGUGACAUUUUGCACAUCAGUGGCCAGUACCCAACUUUAAAAUAUUGCACAUGGCUUUCAAAAGUGACUCGAUUCAAAAUUUGUCAUUUUUGAAAUUAUGUGCUAAAAAGGUUCUGAGACCUUUAUAAAUCUGGAGUACAAUUUGUUGUAAUUUGUUGAAAACUCCUAACGUGCGUCACCCCAAAGAGAAAUAUUUUCGAAAACCCAGCUGCGGUCAUUAUAUAACUUUAGACGCAUAGCAUUGCUUUUAUUGCUUCCGUUGCGAUUUUUGAAAAUUCCAAAGUUUUUUUUUGCAAUUUAGAGCGCAACUAAGUUUCUUUGUCUGGUGGUUUAAUGCUUUAUUUAUAGAGUUUGUAAAUCAAUUAUUUGUCUUUUCAUGCAACAUUUCGAACACCUUUUUAGACCUAUUAAACAAAUUUUAAUCUUGUAUUUUUGUUAUUUACUCGAAACAUAAUUUUCGAAAGCUUCCAAUCAAUGUAUUAAAACUUCAAUCUUAGUAGUAGUUCGAGCAAAAAAAAAAUUAUAAUUGAAGCUUAAUAGUUCAUAAAAUUUUGCUGUUCCAUUUCGUUUUAACUCUAUUUACAAGGUUUCGUAGAAAACAAUUUAUAAAAAUGCCCAAAAAUGUUUUAAAAAA
Messenger RNA from Rhagoletis pomonella (apple maggot), 8358 nucleotides. RefSeq names its product patronin (gene Patronin). The transcript is spliced from 26 exons. The coding region runs from base 985 to 6345 and encodes 1786 amino acids. Gene Ontology annotation, cellular component: microtubule minus-end. Gene Ontology annotation, molecular function: microtubule minus-end binding; calmodulin binding; spectrin binding. NCBI's taxonomy places the organism in Eukaryota, Metazoa, Arthropoda, Insecta, Diptera, Tephritidae. The record is from RefSeq and is a predicted model, not a curated record. Gene Ontology annotation, biological process: negative regulation of microtubule depolymerization; cytoplasmic microtubule organization; neuron projection development.